AAAGGUUGAAAAACUAUCCACCCUUUUCAACAGUUCUCUCUCUCUCUCUCUCUCUCCAGCGUCCCUUGUCUCCAUCUCUGUGCGUUGCUGCUGUGCUGCCUUUAAAUGGAGACCUGUGCUUCAGCUUCAAGAUUCACUGAUUUUGCUCUCUAAAUUCUCUGUCCUCAAAACUCCCGUAUAGGAGAAAAGCCAGAUUUGAGUUUUUGGAGCCUUUGGAGUUUUUGGGCAAUCCCGAGACAAACUCUAUCUCCCCUUUUAAGCUUUUCGCUCUCAACCCUUUUCACCAUCUAGUGAAAAAUCCCCCAAAAGCCUAAAGAAAAAAACAAACAAGAAACGGAAAGAUCAACUCAUCUUUUCCUCUCUGUUCUCAGUUCUCAAUCUAUCUGCCACUCCCUCUCUCUCUAUCUCCUUGGCUUCUUGUGCUGGGGUGUGUGGUAUGGAAGAGAGUUAUUACAAGAAGAGUGGACAGAUUCCGGCGUUCGGGAACUGGGACUACACGAACGAUCUUCCCAUCACUCAGUACUUCGACAGCGCCAGACAAGCCGGCUUGGUCCGCUCUCAUUGCUCCUCUUCUUCAUCCGGCGAAUGUGGUCGUCCGCAGCCGCGCGCCAGUGCUGGUUUGUCUGAAGAGAGGCAUCAACAUCGCCGCCGUCAUCCUACCGCUGCUCCUCUUGGCGUCCCUCCUGGAAAGCAGACAAGAGUGAGGGAAAAGCGACCCGCGCAUGUCAAGGAGGAGCCCAAAAAGCAAUCCAGAACGUGCGACCGUGACGUGUCAGAACCGCCAAAGGGACAGCGCUACGUGUCAGUGACUGGCAACGACAAAAACAAGGUUGACAAUAAACUGCAAGAAGACGACGCCGGUUCGGUCCCUUAUCCUCCAAUGUCCCCACGAAGACGACCCCCGAAGCCUGUCGAUGAAGAUCUCUACAAAAUAUCCCCCGACCUCCUUCGCACCACCAAGAGGAAGAAGAUGCUGGGAUUCAUCUCAAGGUGUCUGGCUCCAGCUUGCACAGCUUAAGCUCAUUGUCCAGGUCCAGUGCUAGUGAGAACUCAAAAAUGUUCACGCUUAAAAGUUUUCUUUUGUUAUGGUUUUGUUUUUGCCGAAAAUGUGUGGAAAGAAUUGAUAUUAUAUAUAUUGAGUAUAGAUCGAGGAGGUAGAAGUACAUUUCUGGAUUCCAAGAUGGCCACACUCCGGCCUUGCGAUCAACCUUAAUGUGCUCAGUUAGUAGCUUUACGAUUGGAUGAUAGUGAUGAUGAAUUUGAAAUUUAGUCAUUGAGGAAGCAAACAGAUUGAAAUAAACGAGUUGAAUCGCCUAAUGAGCAGACUUUAUUUCGCUA
Messenger RNA from Eucalyptus grandis, 1338 nucleotides. RefSeq lists its product as uncharacterized. The coding region runs from base 437 to 1018 and encodes 193 amino acids. The transcript is spliced from 4 exons. The record is from RefSeq and is a predicted model, not a curated record. NCBI's taxonomy places the organism in Eukaryota, Viridiplantae, Streptophyta, Magnoliopsida, Myrtales, Myrtaceae.